Thyridium curvatum is the source of this 2424-nucleotide messenger RNA. RefSeq lists its product as uncharacterized. The record is from RefSeq and is a predicted model, not a curated record. NCBI's taxonomy places the organism in Eukaryota, Fungi, Ascomycota, Sordariomycetes, Thyridiales, Thyridiaceae. The transcript has 5 exons. The coding region runs from base 1 to 2424 and encodes 807 amino acids.
AUGCCAAACCCGCCAAAAAUCAUCCCCCGGGACGCAACCAACUGGACCAGCCAGCCGAUAAUCGAUCUGACCAGGACUACCUCUCGAUUUGAUGAUGUCUUACACCGUGGCCCAUGUGCCCCGAGCCUAUCGAGCGAAGUGGGCCACAACAGGCUCCGAGCAAUCCUCCCCACGCGGCUCACUGCUCUGGCUCCCCGCUUGAUGCCCUACAGCAAGGAUGCUACGGCUAUCUACUACGCCCUGAGAAUAUACGAGGAGGGGCAGAUCGAGGACCAGCUCCGAUGCCUGGUCCUCGCCGCUACCCAGAAGUUUGCCCUCCGCCGCAGCGCCUCGAUCAAGGAUUUCUGGAUCGCGCUCCCGGGUGUCGUGGACUUUUGUCACGAACUCAGCGCCGUCACCGUCCGAGACUUGGUCCUCUCACUUACCCUGGGCGCGCGGGGAACCGACAAGAGGGCCCUGGCCACUGGCUCCGGCCUCGGCAUGCUCCUGAGCGACCUCUACCAGCUUUUCAGGGCUGAGGCUGAAGGUUGGGAUGACGUGGAUGAGGUCACCUGGAUGAGCGGCGUCCGCGCCAAGGCCAUCGUUGAGGAGCAGACCGCCUGGCAGUUGACCAAGCAGGGCAAGGCCGAGCCGGACCCUCCCUAUAAGAAUCUCCCCCUUGAGAUCCCCCGUCGCGUUGAAGCACAAGCUCGCGGAGAAGGCGAGGGUGAGCGAAGCUCCAAGAGGCGUCGCUUCAACACGCCCUGCAUCGAGGUCCGGUGGAUGAGUCGCAAGGAGCCCCGGAAUGGCGAGAGCUCCCGCCGCCUCUUAUACUUGCGCGCGGAUGACGCCGAAUGGGACAAGAAGUUCCCUAUCCCCGACCAGCCUAAGGUGGCCGCAACGGGAUCAUCGCCAGGCAAGAUCAAGGUCAAGGAGCCCCUGCCCGAGAUAACGAUCGAGCCUCGCCAUGGCUUCGACUGGGAAAAGACAGAACCCAUCCAGCUUCGUCCCUACAAGCCCAUCUAUCACAUAACGAUGGGCCUCCAGCUCGAGAACCCCUCCAACCUCAUCCUUGUUGAUCGUAAUUAUAAGGAUAGGGUUGACGCUCGCCGGGAACUCAUACGACAUCAUCCCCAAACCGUUCUUGGAUGCACCCCGGAAGGAUGCUCAGCAGUGCGGGAGGUCUAUACGUAUCUGAUGUUUCAGUACCUACCAACUCGAUAUCCCAGCAUGUUCAAUGCGCGCAGAGACUUGAACCGUUUCCAAAAUCUAGUCACUGGGAAAGCCUUCCCCCUCUCAUGUCCCGAGGACCCGCGAGAGGCUCUUGCGAUCCUAGGAGAAACUGUUGAGGACGACAUGUUUCUCGUUCAGAAUACCGAGCAUGGACACAGAUCGGUGGCCUUUGUCUGCUGUCAUCCGUCGGGCUUUGACCCAUCGCAGAAGCUAGGCAAGGGGCUGAGGGAGAUCCAUGGCCCAGUUCCUCACUACGACAAGAUCGGGCCGAGCAUGGAGAAAUUCUUUGGGCGGCUGGAGGUUGGAAAGAAUGUGAAGAGAAUGAAUCAGUGGUCCGUCGUGGCCACGCCGGAGCUGUUCAGUCCGUCCAAGAACCAUGUCCACGUCGGCGAAGACGUCAAAGAAGACGAUGAAAUAGACAUCCAACAGGCUUCUUUCAUCAAGCCUGAGGCAUCCCGACCACACCACAACCAUUUCCUGAGCCCUGAUACUCCCCCAAAUCUUUUAGCUUUUGCAUGCAGGCCAAGCAACCUUUCUUGGAGGUUGACAAAUUACAACAUGCUCUCACUAAUACGUGCACCGAUGCCCCCUCGGGCAAAUAGAGCUUCCGACAAUCCCGUGCUGUAUGAGGACGGGGCGUCAGCCCUCGAGUUUCACGCGGCCGGGGCCGACUACGUGCUCCGAAACACUCAUCCGCCGUGGGAUGAUAAUAAACCAUCCAUCGUGGUACCUCCAUUGCACUACCAUAUCAAACAGACAGAACAUUUCAAGAUCGUCUCUGGUGAAUGCCACCUCUUCAAAGACACCGACUCGCACCCUUGGAAGACACUAUCUGCCGACGACUCAGACAGCCCCAAAACCGCCUCCAUCCCGCCAGAGACGUACCACACCAUCCACAAUGCGUCAAAGACGAAGCCGCUCGUGCUGGAUGUCAAACUGACGCCGGAGGACUACGAAGCAGAACAGAGAUUCUUCCGCAACUUCUUUGGCUAUGUCGACGACUGCAGGAGGGCAGGCACCGCUCCCAGUAUCUUUCAGCUAAUGGUGUUUCUGAGGGCAGCCGACACGCCUCUAGGUCUGCCGAUGCCCACGACUUGGCUGCGGAUUGCUGUGAGUCGCAUCUUUAUGGAUGCGAUGGGGUGGUGGGGGAAGUGGAUGCUGGGAUAUGAGGAGAGCUAUGAGGAGUACUUCGCGGAGAAAAAGAGCCUAUAG